This is a messenger RNA of Antechinus flavipes (yellow-footed antechinus), 4992 nucleotides long. RefSeq names its product neurocalcin delta (gene NCALD). NCBI's taxonomy places the organism in Eukaryota, Metazoa, Chordata, Mammalia, Dasyuromorphia, Dasyuridae. Gene Ontology annotation, molecular function: tubulin binding; calcium ion binding; actin binding. Bases 168 to 749 code for a protein of 193 amino acids. The record is from RefSeq and is a predicted model, not a curated record. The transcript is spliced from 5 exons. Gene Ontology annotation, biological process: calcium-mediated signaling. Gene Ontology annotation, cellular component: cytosol.
UAAACAGAGGAGCUCAUUCUGCCUUGUGGAAUCUACAGUUUGCUGAGAUCUGGUUACCAAUAUACAGAGUUGUCAAGCUGCCUGUUGUGAGAUUCAUCUUAACAUUGGAGAAAGCUUUGCCUGCUGUAGACCUCUGGGCCCAAAUCUUCUGACCUUCUGACACCAGGAUGGGGAAACAGAACAGCAAACUACGCCCAGAGGUGAUGCAGGAUUUGCUGGAAAGCACAGACUUUACUGAACAUGAGAUCCAAGAAUGGUAUAAAGGCUUCUUGAGAGACUGCCCAAGUGGUCAUUUAUCCAUGGAGGAAUUUAAGAAAAUAUAUGGGAACUUUUUUCCUUAUGGGGACGCUUCCAAAUUUGCAGAGCAUGUAUUCCGCACUUUUGAUGCAAAUGGAGAUGGAACAAUAGACUUUAGAGAAUUCAUCAUUGCUCUGAGUGUAACAUCAAGAGGGAAACUGGAGCAGAAGCUGAAAUGGGCCUUUAGCAUGUAUGACCUGGAUGGGAACGGAUACAUCAGCAAGGCUGAAAUGCUGGAGAUUGUUCAGGCAAUCUACAAAAUGGUUUCUUCAGUAAUGAAAAUGCCUGAAGAUGAAUCAACACCAGAGAAAAGGACAGAGAAGAUUUUUCGUCAGAUGGAUACCAACCGAGAUGGCAAACUUUCCCUGGAAGAAUUCAUUCGAGGAGCUAAAAGUGAUCCCUCCAUAGUGCGCCUCCUGCAAUGUGACCCUAGCAGCGCAGGCCAAUUCUGAACCCCAUUUCCAUUGUCUGGAUGAAUUCUAUAGAGCUGCUUGUUUUUUUUCUUUUUUCUUUUUUCUUUUUUUUUUGCCAAACAUUGGUGGUGAUGUUGCCUCUGUAUGGCCAGAUAUUCCUUCUUCUGUGACACUUUUUAGCUUCUUUUGUGGAUGUGUUCAUGGGAAUGCCAAUCGCUCUCAUAUGCUUGUCAAGAGCAUGGACAAUACUGUUCUACACAGAUUUUGUAGUGUUCAUUGUUUUGAGAGUUUUUUAUUAUUAUUGUUGUUAUUUUGAUUUAACAUGUCUGUCCUUAAAACUAAGGAUCAUGGAUGCCAGUUUAAAAAGUAUAUGACCCUGGAGCAUCAUGCCUGGGGGCUCUACAAAAUUUAAAGGGUAUUUUAAAAAAAUACAAAAAAAAAGAGAUUUAAAAAAAACUUCCCUGAUGUCUAUUGCUGAAUAUACUUAAGUGUUCCAAGUAUAAAUGUAGUUAAGGACUGUUCCCCAAUAACAAGUUGUACCUUAGGCCCCAUGCAUAGCCACUGAACAGGCCUGAACAAUCAACCCAUGAUGGACCACUUCCAGUAUGGGCUGUAACUUCUAAGCUGUGAACAUUACUAAGGAUGAAUGAGCAGAAAACAGGGGCAAGAUGACUCAGCUGAUUUUAAAAAACAAGUUUACACUAGUCAACAUAGCUUUAUUGAGGAAGUGAACAAAAAGCUCCCAUAAUCUCUUUCAAAACCAGGCCUAUAUUAGUCACUCUUUGUGUUAAUAGACAAGAAUGUUGUAAAUAUACAGUGAUGGAUAAUGAAGACAAAACAGUAUUCUGGAAUGCUGACAAGAGAUGCAUGUAUAAUGAGACCUUGGGAAAAGGUGGUAGUGUUCUUCCAGUCUUACUGCAAAAGACUGUUUUUGUUUUUGUUUUGGUAGCUUAUUGUGAGGUAAGCCAGCUCUAAUGGAUGUCUGAUAUUGUGUUUUGAAGUCAUAUAUUCUGUCUGCACAGAUGCGCCAGUCAAUAGGUGUAUUUUAUGUAUUUAAAAAAAAAACUACCAAAAGGGCCCAGUUCUUCGUUUUAUGUUUCCAAGUAAAGGACAAUUAGGAAAGGGAAGGAAUUCAGAUUUAGCAGAGAUGGAAAACUUGGAAUAUUGCCAGGACCAUAAUCAAUGAGAGUGGAAACCUAGUGCUUCUUUGAUGCCUUGGAAAAGAAGAAAAUGAUAGUUGCACAUGUCCUUGGGACUUCCAGAGCCUCAAAUCUAAAAUCUGUGACACUUUCUGAGAUGCUCAUCUUCCCAGGUCAGGGAUGUCCCUGAAAGGCAAUCUCCAGUAUCUUUGGCUAGGGCAAUCACCUAAUUCUUUCAGGAAAGUAUCUGAAAACACUGAAAAGGUGGGCAGAGGAAUCCGGGGUAGUGAUGGAUGGGAUAAAAACAUGGGAGCUUUUGCCAUUACCAAAUACAACCAGAAUCCUGAUUUUGGUUCAGGAGUGAUGCAAGUUCUCUACUCUUUCAUGCAAACUAUUAGUUAAUUUAGAUUUCAAAUUAAGAAUUUGAGUUUAACCCCAAGGCAUUAAAUAUCAGUGAACAGCAGAGGAGGACUUCAUUCUUCACACCAAUUGACUGGUUAGUAGCUAGAGCUCUUGGGGAAAGACAUCAAGCAUGGCCCACCAAAGAGACAGGUUCCCAAGUCCAGCACAGACUGCCUCUAUAACAGAAAGCAGAGGGCAAGCAGAGACAUUGCAUUUGGAAACAUUAAGAAAAGCUAUAUCUAGGCAGCACAAUGAGCACAUAGAAAUGAAUGCCAUCCUAUAUCAUUAGCAAUUCAAGAAUCCAUUCAAACUGGUAACCAAAAAUAAAAAAAUAUAUAUCCAAAUUCAUGCAGCUGGUGGAAAUGGGCUGAAAAUCUCUGAAUAAAACUUUCUCUGUAUUGAGGGUAUUUUAGCUAGAUGGCUUUAUAUCCCACCUUGACCUCUUCUAUGUGCCAGGUCACCACCGUCUAGUGGAGAGACAAUAUUCAAAUAACUUUUUACAAAUUAAAGAGAGGAUUAUUCAAAGAUAAACUCAGAGGGAAAGCACUAAGAUUAAAGAGAAUCUGGAAAUGCUCCCCUGAAGAAGAUGGGAAUUUAGCUGAGGCUUGGGAAUCUAGAAGUAAGAAGUAAGCCCCCCAUCGGAUGAAGGACAACAAAAGGAGAAGAUAGGAGAGGAGUAAUAUGUUGUUAUGUGUCCUUCAUUCUCAAAGAGGACCAGUGGCUGGAAAUGUGGGAAGGGGUCAGAUUUUGGAGGACUUUAAAAGUCAAACAGAAGAUUUUAUGUUUCUAUUCUUGUUAAUUUGAUUAUACAGUUUUCCCUUCUCCUUCAUCCCAGCCUGGAGAUUAAGAUCAAAUUAGAUAAUGGGUUUUAGAUUGUUUUCCACUCAGAAAUCUCCAAAGGUUUUCUCUAGUCUAGCUUUCUGUAAACUUUAAAUCCUGUUGACGAUUGAGUUUUAUCUUUGAAAGGAAAUUUACUCCUGCCUCACCAGAGCCCUUCCCUGAGCUUUAUUUUCAUGAUUUUGCAGAAGUUGAUGUUUUUCCUUCCUUCUCCAAGAGGACCAUAAUAUGCAAAUGAAUUGGAUUUGAGUGAUGGAGGACUGUUCACUGUCUCCUUUCUCAUUUUCCCCAGAUCAGGAUGACUGGAGAUGGCCCUGGAUGAAAUGGGAAAUUUUGGCCUUUUUAAGUUAAGGUCUUUAACAGUCUCAGUUUGAUUGAGGCAACUGCCCAAUCAGUGAUUAGGGCUUCUCCAGAAGUACUUGUGGAUCAAUGAAUGUGUUUCUUUUUUUUAGUUUCUAGUUAUGAAUCAAUGAAUGUACUUGGCUCUUGUAACUCUCCUUUCCAAUUUCUUCCUAUUCCUCUGACUCCUCUGAAUCAGAAAAAAAAAAAAAAAGCUAAGAAUCAUCAUUGAAGGCAAGGAUAUACCGGAGAAAGACUCCUACUCUCUCAGAAUCCAGGGCCUCACCAUUCCUUCCCCCCAAGUACCUACUACCUUCUACCCCCUGCCUAUCGAGAACAGGGAGAUAAUAUUCCUCCUAUACCCUUUUGCCUUUCAAAGACCAGUUAAAGAAAAUGGCCAAACUUCUAGUAAAUAAAUACAGAAAGGCUUGUUUUCUACAUAGACUUGAUCUAGUGCCCCGAGGAUCUGACACACAUUAGCUGAGAGCCUUUAGAGAAAUCAUUUGCCUCUUUGUACUCUAAGCAAUCCUCUUCAUAAUCUAAGUUAUAGAGAAAGUGCCGGCUUGCAAUGGUAAAGGGCGAUUCCGUUCUGAGAGUUCCCUGUAUUAGUAAAAUCAUAGAUUUAGUUCCUAUUUAUAUCUCUGUUUCUACAGAGAACUCAUUGGAAGGGGCUACCAAAGAAUAGCUUCUACCUUCAAUGUAGCUUUCAACUCUAGCCACAGUGACCCCAAGUGAGGGGUGGGAGGACAUUGAGGGAGUAGGGUUGACCCAAGAAUGUCUGAAAUAGAGCUGGCUCCCUCCCACUCACCUCAUUGUAUACUGAACAGAAACCCUCAGAGAAGGGAUGGGAUUUGUUAAAUGCCUUUGGCAAUGCCCUUCACUCAAUUGCCUCUGCCCUAAGAAAGACCUGUUUCUGUACAGAGAUGUAGUUAAGAUAAUAAAGCACUUGUUGGGGAAUGAAUACCACUUGCCCUAGCUUUCAUUAUGGAGGAUCCUUGGUAGCCUUGCCUGGUUUAAGAAUUACAGAACCUAAAACUUCUAUUGUUUUUUUUUACCUUGGAGAGGACAUGAUCAAAUCAAUUGGACUUUAAAAGAGAUGAUUGAAAAGGUCUAGGUUGUGCCUCCUUGGCCACAGACUCUUACUAAAUUGCAAUUUUUUUUCUUCCAAUGAAAGCCAGUGCUGGAGGGCAGAGUAUGGUAUCUCAGCUAUACAGUACAGAAAUAACUGGACAUGUGGUGAUUGGGUACACUCAACCAAAUGUAUUGAAAUCAUCUUCUCCCUUGCUUGCCACUGAUUAUUUCUGUUGUUCACAUGGAUUAUAUUUUUCCUUCUCCAUCCCAGAAGCUACCAGUCAGUACUGUAUGUAGUUUAAUCCAAAGGAUUUAAUGCAAAGGAACUGUGUUAAAGGAACAUCAGCAUAUUGAAGCCUACUAGAUUUUGUUCAAUAUUUCUGCAAAAUAACAUCGAGUCCUGGAAUCUCUGGAAAAGGAAAAUGUCCAACCCAAAAUAAAGAUGAUGUAUGAUGUUUGAGGGACUGGAAUAAAAUGGCUUACAACUUGAAGGA